Messenger RNA from Dalotia coriaria, 926 nucleotides. RefSeq names its product farnesol dehydrogenase-like. The transcript is spliced from 2 exons. Gene Ontology annotation, molecular function: oxidoreductase activity. The coding region runs from base 76 to 834 and encodes 252 amino acids. Lineage: Eukaryota; Metazoa; Arthropoda; Insecta; Coleoptera; Staphylinidae. The record is from RefSeq and is a predicted model, not a curated record.
GCCACUCCAUUCCAGUCAGUUAGUACGGUGUUGCUAUUCGGUACAGACGGACGCAAAACAUUUCUAACAUUUAUCAUGGAACGUUACGUAGGCAAAGUUGCUAUUGUAACCGGCGCAAGUUCUGGUAUUGGUGAAGCUAUCGCCGAUAGUUUAACCAAAGCAGGCAUGAAGGUUGUGGGUUUGGCUCGUCGUGUCGAACGGGUUCAAACACUUUCCGAUAAACUCGCCAAAGAUGGUGCUAAAGGUAAACUGUACGCUGUUAAGUGUGACAUGCGCGUUGAAGAUGACAUCGUCAAAGCUUUCGAAUGGACAACCAAGAAUGUCGGAAAUGUACAAGUUCUCGUAAACAACGCAGGCGUUGCUACCAAGUCUAAUCUUACUGAAGGAAUCACCGAAGAUUGGCGUAAGAUUAUGGAAACCAAUGUACUUGGCCUGUGCAUUGCUACCAGAGAAGCUUCCAAAAUUAUGAAGGCAAACAAAAUUGAAGGACACAUUAUUCACAUUAACAGUAUUGCUGGCCAAAGUCAUUUGUAUUUCCCUUCUGCUGGUGUGUACGGUGCUUCCAAACAUGCCGUUACUAAUCUCACUGAGAUUUUAAGACAAGAGAUGGUUGCACAAAAAACAAACAUUAAGGUCACCAGUAUUAGCCCCGGAUUGGUUAAGACCGAAAUUAUUGACUUUGAAGGUAUGAAUGAAGAAAUGAAGAAGAUGUUGGCUAAUGCACCAAUUUUGGAGAGUCAGGAUAUUGCUGAUAGUGUGCUGUAUGUUUUGGGUGUACCUCAAAGAGUUCAAAUUAAUGAACUUACUAUUCGACCAAUGAAUUCACAAAUGUAAAUAUUUAUAUCUAUUAUCACAUCAAUAAAUACUUAUGUCUAUCAUUUUCAAUGUUAUCAACUAUUUCGUAAUAAAAGUUUAUUAAACAUUAA